ACUGGCAGCCGCCAUGUUGUGUCUCCGGGGGCCGGGAGCGACGUCCGGUAGUAAACAGUAGAUGACGUUACCGCCCGAUCGACAGUUCACAGGAAACGGACCGCAUCUGGAAGCCAUGAGCCGCCCGUCCUCAGCCGGAGCCGGAGGAGGAGGACUCGGGGCCGGGAAACCAGGCGGAGGGAAACACGGGGGAUCGGGAAGCUCUGCUGCAGCCGCCGCAGCAGCAGCAGCAGCCGCGGCCGCCGCAGUGGCAGCAGCCGCCGGUGUGGGCUCUGUGGCCGGGUCGGGGUCUGUUACCCCUUCCUCCGCUGUGUCCCUGAGCUCGGCCGGCCUGCCCGGGCAGUCUCCGGAGCUCACGGCGCUGUUCGAGUGCCCGGUAUGCUUCGACUACGUCCUGCCGCCCAUCCUGCAGUGCCAGGCGGGUCACCUGGUGUGCAACCAGUGCCGCCAGAAGCUGAGCUGCUGUCCGACCUGCCGAGGCCCGCUCACCCCGAGCAUCCGGAACCUGGCCAUGGAGAAGGUGGCCUCCACGCUGCCGUUCCCCUGCAAGUACUCGUCGGCCGGCUGCCUGCUCACUCUCCAUCACAGCGAGAAACCCGACCACGAGGAGGUGUGUGAGUUCAGGCCGUACACCUGUCCGUGUCCCGGCGCCACCUGCAAGUGGCACGGCUCCCUAGAGGCCGUCAUGCCUCACCUGAUGCACGCUCACAAGUCCAUCACCACGCUGCAGGGGGAAGACAUAGUGUUCUUGGCGACAGAUAUCAACCUGCCUGGCGCAGUGGACUGGGUGAUGAUGCAGUCGUGUUUCAGUCACCACUUCAUGCUGGUUCUGGAGAAACAGGAGAAGUACGAGGGUCACCAGCAGUUCUUCGCUGUCGUGCUGCUCAUCGGCACCAGGAAGCAGGCCGAGAACUUUGCAUACCGCCUCGAGCUCAACGGCAAUCGACGGCGGCUCACCUGGGAGGCCACGCCGCGCUCCAUCCACGACGGUGUGGCCGCUGCCAUCAUGAACAGUGACUGCCUGGUUUUCGACACCUCCAUCGCACAUCUGUUUGCCGACAACGGAAACCUGGGGAUCAAUGUCACUAUCUCCAUGUGCUGACAGGGUGGAGCGGCAUUUAGAGGACAGAUACAGAGAGACACGAUCGAGGGACAAUUUAAGAGCAACAAAGGUGUAAAGUUGACCCUCUGUCUCAUUCUGACUUUACAGGGACUGCUGUGUACAUGGGCUUAUACAGCUGGAAUUUGUUAUGCAGGAAAAAAACAUUUGAACAGCUUUUCAAACAGAUACCUACCUGCUCCGCCCCGUGAGAUGUCUCUUUGGUAUUUGACGACUGGUGGGACGGUACAGGUCGUCCCUCUGUCCUUCGAUCGCUAAAAGGAAAAGUGGACAAAAUCUCCACCAGCAAACGGCAUCAGGCCGGCUGCUUUGACAGCCAUCCGUCAUGCUGGACUCACACUGAGCUAGUCUGAGUUUACUCUCUUGGGAAGAAGAAAUCUACGUCUCCAACAGACAGCACCUCUAUCAGACUUCCUGUCAGACAGAUGCGUUUGCAAUAUUCUGCUCUUUGCUGCUCAUAAGCAGCUUUCAGUCCGGGUCGAGUCUAUAUUGAGUCUAUUUGGGUUGUCAUGAUUGCAGAAUUUUAAACUUUGAUACGAUUCUAGUAAAAAUCAAACAAUAUCGACAUCUGUUUUAAUACCCCGACAACAAAAAUAGAAGAUUAAGGCACCAACUUUUGGGUUCUUUCUUGUCUAAGUAAACUCGUGCACACUGUCUUAAUUGCACAAUUAUUCUGGAAAUGGUUUUGUGCAAUUUAGACCGUGUGUGGGAGUUUUCCUGAUGUUUUUGAUAACAUCUACACACCAGAUGUGUGGAAUAAAUUAACUUUUUUCCAAGCUCCGUUACAUUUUGAUUCUAUUUUUUUCUGUGGUAUAGAGACAGGUAUCAAUAUUGUUUGAUUUUUACUAGAAUCAUAGAAGUUCAAAAUUCUGGUACUAUGACAACCCCAACACAAGAUACACUGGUAUGAAAAAAGUUUAACAGAAGUAAAUAAACAUUUGCAUAUUAGCUUCAGAGGCCUUGACUCUGUUUGUCGAGGCUGCUGUUACAUUAAAGUUGAAUAAUGUGAACACACCUCUCGUUAAAUGAGUAAAGUAGUGCGAUGUGUGGGAGGUUGCUGGUUCUAAUCCCUGCAGCAGCAAAGUAUCUGACAGCUUUUUGACAUUUUGAAAACUCGUCUGCCACAUUUUGGAAGUGUGUGACCUCUGUGGAAGCAGUUGAGCUUUGGAAUCCGGUUAAUCCUCAGACCUUUCUUAAUCUCAGAUAAAAUCAGUGAAAUAGAGGACUAAUCCCCCUGUCCCUCUUCCUGCAGUCUGUUUAGCCGCCAGCGCCUUACUUUUCUACCGCCAACCUCCUCUUCUUUGUGUUGGAGCUCUUUCUGAAGGAGUCUUGGUGCCGAUGUGGUUUUUAAUCACUGAAAAUCUGCCCAGGGGGAAAAAAUGAAACAACUGAGACUCUUUUGCAGAAAUUAUAAAAUAAAUAUUAUUUUACAGAAAUGUUGUUAGCUUGGUUGAAGCCACAGUGACACGAUGCAUGGACAUUAGUAUCUCUAAAGACUCACUGUGGGUAAUAUUAAAGAUUUCCCAACAUUCCUUAUCUCUAAACCAUUGUAGCAACUGACCAGGAAGAAAUCAACUUCACCAGAUACCUCUGAUCACAGACUCGUUUGUAACUCAACCACAAACCCCUCAGACCUCAGCAGCGCUUCCUCCGUGUUUUUUUUGUGAGAAAACCAAUCUAACGGGAAAAAUUCAACUACAUCACUCUGUGAUUUUCUAAAAGACUGACCCCUGAAAUGUGAUGCAAUAAGGAAUGACUCUCGUUUCAAAUAGAAUAGCUAUUAAUAAUAAAGGUUGCUUGGCAACCUUUCAGAUUUUCUACUAAUAUGAAAUUGAAGAUUAAAAUUUCGGAAUUGUGACAACCAUAAGGCCAACUAAAUGACAUUUUGGUCAAGAUUAGUUCAUAUCUAAAUGAUAGCUAAUUAUUCAUUAAGAUAUAACUUUGUUAUAAGGCAAGCUAAAAUUAGGUUUUUAAGUUGGAUAAAUAUUGGCUGAUAUACAUUAGCUUUCUAUAGGACUAGUUUUCUAGCAGCCAAGAGGUCAAUUCACAGUUCUCAUGCAGAGUACACUAGCAAAGUUGUAUAUCUCCACAAAGACGUUCCUUAGUUAGCUAACGUGCAAGUGUCUCGGCUAACAUACUGUAUAUUAUUUGCCAAGAUGGCAGUGAGUAGCCUACUGGGUCUUAUUUAAAAUUUGGCUGUGUACUUUAGCUUUCUAGAUACCUUUUUAUUUUAGCAGGUCAGAGCUACUUUUGGUAAGCAACAUUAGCUUGCGGGAUAACUCUGUAGCAUGCUAAUCUAUCAUGGAUGUGUUAGCCAAGAUACUUAUUAGUUGGCUAAGUCUUGGCUUAAAUUUUACAAACAUUUUAUUCUUGACAAUUAACGUAUCUUAGCAGACAUUGACAAAUUAACUUGUUAAGGUUUUGGCCAAGAUCUGUAAGUUAGGAGGUUUUAGCUAAAGGAAUACCGGUAGAUCUGGCUUGUUGAAAAACAAAGUUAGCUAAGACCCUAAUUAGUUAGCUUACUGUUGUAAGUCUUGGCUGAGAUUGUAUGAGAACUGUUCUAUUAACUGAGAUCAUAUUGAUAUGAUAUGAUAUGCAUUCACUGGUUAAAUAACUGUUGCAAUCAAAACAAUGGAUUUGAGGUUCAUUAGAGCAAACUUAUUAUCUAAUAGUUUUCUAUUUUAAUUUUUGGUGGUGUUAAGUGACAAAACACAUGAAAAUGAUUUAUUACAGAAUAAAAAAACACAGAGGAAACGCUGCUCUAUAAUCAUCACUUUCACUUUACAACCUGCCGACUUUCUAUGAAAUGUUUAAAGAUAUUGUAAAAAAGUUGUAAUAACAGUAUAUAUUUUCUAUAAACAGAGACUGCUGCAUUUAUUCCUGUGCUGUUUUGGACAUGUAUUUGUGUUAGCGUUUGCUCGGAUGUACAGAGAUUUUCAUAUUUUCUAAGGUGUUUCUGAUAUUGUUGUUAACUCUCCUGUUCUGCUGCUGUAGUUUGAUGAAAUGUCGCACCUCAAAAUGUGUUAUGGGAUAUAAUAAAGACAAGUCAACCAGGGACUACUAUCAAAAACAA
Labrus mixtus (cuckoo wrasse) is the source of this 4193-nucleotide messenger RNA. It is a transcript of the gene siah2l, whose product is annotated as seven in absentia homolog 2 (Drosophila)-like. The transcript has 3 exons. Gene Ontology annotation, biological process: multicellular organism development; proteasome-mediated ubiquitin-dependent protein catabolic process. Lineage: Eukaryota; Metazoa; Chordata; Actinopteri; Labriformes; Labridae. Gene Ontology annotation, cellular component: cytoplasm. The coding region runs from base 62 to 1102 and encodes 346 amino acids. Gene Ontology annotation, molecular function: zinc ion binding; ubiquitin conjugating enzyme binding; ubiquitin protein ligase activity. The record is from RefSeq and is a predicted model, not a curated record.